Molecule: messenger RNA, 909 nt
Organism: Priceomyces carsonii
Lineage: Eukaryota; Fungi; Ascomycota; Pichiomycetes; Serinales; Debaryomycetaceae
Exons: 1
Coding region: 1-909 (302 amino acids)
Source: RefSeq, a predicted model, not a curated record
AUGAUUCAAAUUAAAGUUAAGCACAUGUUGAGCGAAAAACCAGGUGAGAUAGAUAAAGGAGAAUGGCAAAGUAACUUCACUUGUCUGGAGCGGCAGAUAAUACUUUCAACGAAUAUGCUUGAACCGGAAGACUGCGAAACAUUGCUGCAAUUUUCUACCUCUACUGUUGCGAAAAUGAGAAUUAACACGCAGAACAAAUACGAAGAACCACGAGAUCUUCUUAUUAAUACUCAGACCAUACUGCUUAAUCAAGCAGAUGCAGAAAUGAAGAAAAGCGGGUUGACUUGUGAAAAGGAUUUCAGAAAUAUUUCAUAUGGAUAUUAUGUGGAAGAUUUCAAAGAUGAUUUUGAAAAGGCUAGACAUUCGGUAAGGUGCAGUCUACUUGAGAACAGAACCAAAAUGAUUGACACGUAUAGACAAUCAGAGAGAGCUUUAAUUUCGAAGCUCAGAGAACAAGAAUCUAAAAAGUCAAAAAAAAAAUGGUUUCGACUGCGGGCCAAAGAAGACAUGCACUUUGAUAGCUUCAAAAACACCAGCUCUUUGGUAACAGCAAAUAAAAUUAACUUAGGGACAACUACAUCACUUAGCGAUCUAGCACUUCAAGUUCAAUGUACUGCACCUGUUCCGAAAGAUAGAGGUAGCAAUGGUAAUGAGAGAGAUGUUCAUUUUGUUGAUAAUUCAUACUACUUAAGCAAUGAUGGAUUAUAUAUCGAUUUUCCGCGCAAAAAGUUGUCAUACCUUAAGCUACUUUUGAGACACAAAUCUCUAGUCAAGAAUAUUGACCCAAAUUAUCUACCAAAAGAGUUAAGUGAAAUAUUUGAAAUUAAUCACAGAUCUCUUACGCAGUCAGAGAUGGAGAGGCUCAAAUUAAUAACGAAGCACAAUGUUUCAUUGACAUAUAAAAAGUGA